GGGUGGAAGUCAGUCGGCGCGGCGCUCGUUACGCGGGCAGGGAUGAGCGGGCACGUCGGGGACCUGAGCGCCCGGCAGGAGGAGGCGCUGGCCAAGUUCCGUGAGAACAUUCAAGAUAUCCUCCCAGGGCUCCCUGCCCAGGACGACUACUACAUCUUGAAAUGGCUCCGAGCCAGGUGUUUCGAUUUGCAGAAAUCCGAAGCCAUGCUCCGGAAGCAUGUUGAGUUACGGAAAAAUAUGGAUUCUGAGCACAUUUUUGAAUGGCAGGCCCCAGAGGUUAUCGAGAAGUACAUGUCUGGGGGACUGUGCGGCUUUGACCUGGAUGGCUGCCCCGUCUGGUAUGAGAUCAUUGGACCUCUGGAUGCCAAAGGGAUCCUCUUUUCGGCUUCCAAACAGGAUUUGCUCAAAAAAAAGUUCAAGGACUGUGAGGUGAUGCGAGAACUGUGCAACGAGCAGACUCUGAAACUUGGGAAGAAGGUUGAAACCAUCAUGAUGAUCUACGAUUUUGAAGGGCUGGGCCUGAGGCAUCUCUGGAAGCCGGCCGUUGAGGCCUACGGAGAGCUUCUUGGCAUGUAUGAAGACAACUAUCCAGAAUCCCUUAAGCGCCUCUUUGUUAUUAAAGCUCCCAGGCUAUUCCCCGUGGCUUACAACCUGGUGAAACACUUUCUGAGCGAAGACACUCGCAAGAAGUUAGUUGUCUUGGGAGCUAACUGGAAGGAGAUCUUGCAAAAGUACAUUGACCCCAAGGAGAUCCCUGUGGAAUAUGGGGGGACUCUCACGGACCCAGAUGGGGACCCCAAAUGUAAGACCAAGCUCAAUUACGGGGGUGAAGUCCCGAAGAAGUACUAUGUGCGAGACCAGCUGAAGCAACAGUAUGAACAUUCGGUGAUGGUGAACCGGGGGUCCUCUCAGCAGGUGGAAUACGAGAUCCUCUUUCCAGGCUGUGUCCUUAGAUGGCAGUUCAUGUCGGAUGGUGCGGAUAUAGGCUUUGGCAUCUACCUGAAGACCAAAGUUGGGGCGCGUCAGCAUGCCGGCGAGAUGACCGAAGUGCGUCAGAACCAGCGCUACAAUGCCCACAUGGUGCCUGAAGACGGCAUGCUUACCUGCGCAGAUGCUGGUGUCUACGUCCUGCGGUUUGACAACACGUACAGCUACAUCCAUGCUAAGAAAGUCAGUUACACUGUGGAGGUACUACUUCCGGACAAGAAAUCGGAAGAGGAAAUCCAGCAGUUGGAAGACAACACAAAGGAGCUCAAAAUUAAUCACGCCUGAUGGAGUUCGUUCC
Messenger RNA from Elgaria multicarinata webbii, 1285 nucleotides. It is a transcript of the gene SEC14L2, whose product is annotated as SEC14 like lipid binding 2. Bases 43 to 1272 code for a protein of 409 amino acids. Gene Ontology annotation, cellular component: cytoplasm. Lineage: Eukaryota; Metazoa; Chordata; Lepidosauria; Squamata; Anguidae. The transcript is spliced from 12 exons. The record is from RefSeq and is a predicted model, not a curated record.